AUGGAUAAUAUCCAUCUAGUAUUGUGUCAUUCAACCGGAAUCUUACUGCCAGUGAAUAUGAUUCGCGAUGUGAUCAUUCCGUGGAUGCAGCAAACAAAGGCCAAUAGCGGGCGAUCCGGACAAGGGGGCGUCAAUGAGGCUAUACAAGGUGUAAUCACGAGUCAAAGAAAAAGCACGAGUUCAGGAGUUUUGAUGGGCGAAGUGAAAG
Messenger RNA from Paraglomus occultum, 208 nucleotides. The record is from the annotation of a GenBank genome assembly. Lineage: Eukaryota; Fungi; Glomeromycota; Glomeromycetes; Paraglomerales; Paraglomeraceae.